CAACUCAUCCACAGUAGAUUUAAACCUUACAGCUGUGAUGAGUGUGGGAAGUCUUUUACUCGGGCUGGACACUUAAAAAAACACCAACUCAUCCACAGGGGAGUUAAACCUUACAGCUGUGAUGAGUGUGGGAAGUCUUUUACCCGGGCUGGAGACUUAAAAAGACACCAACUCAUCCACAGUGGAGUUCGACCUUACAGCUGUGAGUUGUGUGGAAAGUCUUUUACCCAGGCUGGAAGCUUAAAAACACACCAACUCAUCCACAGUGGAGUUAAACCUUACAGCUGUGAUGAGUGUGGGAAGUCUUUUACCCGGGGUGGAGACUUAAAAAGACACCAACUCAUCCGCAGUGGAGUUAAACCAUACAGCUGUGAUGAGUGUGGGAAGUAUUUUACCCGGGGUGGAGACUUAAAAAGACACCAACUCAUCCACAGUGGAUUUAAACCUUACAGCUGUGAGUUGUGUGGAAAGUCUUUUACCCAGGCUGAAAGCUUAAAAACACACCAACUCAUCCACAGUGGAUUUAAACCUUACAGCUGUGAGUUGUGUGGAAAGCCUUUUACCCGGGCUGGAGACUUAAAAAAA
Messenger RNA from Oreochromis niloticus (Nile tilapia), 585 nucleotides. Its product is annotated as zinc finger protein 430-like. The annotation marks the transcript as partial. Gene Ontology annotation, biological process: regulation of transcription by RNA polymerase II. Gene Ontology annotation, cellular component: nucleus. The record is from RefSeq and is a predicted model, not a curated record. Gene Ontology annotation, molecular function: DNA-binding transcription factor activity, RNA polymerase II-specific. The transcript has a single exon. Lineage: Eukaryota; Metazoa; Chordata; Actinopteri; Cichliformes; Cichlidae.